This is a messenger RNA of Ananas comosus (pineapple), 2859 nucleotides long. RefSeq names its product endoplasmin homolog. The coding region runs from base 91 to 2559 and encodes 822 amino acids. The transcript is spliced from 15 exons. The record is from RefSeq and is a predicted model, not a curated record. NCBI's taxonomy places the organism in Eukaryota, Viridiplantae, Streptophyta, Magnoliopsida, Poales, Bromeliaceae. Gene Ontology annotation, biological process: protein folding. Gene Ontology annotation, molecular function: ATP hydrolysis activity; ATP-dependent protein folding chaperone; ATP binding.
CUGAGCAUCAUUUAUAAUUCCCCACAACCCCACUCGCCCUCUUCGUUCUCUCUCACUCGAACGAAUCCAACGCAGUCGAAGUCGAGCGCCAUGAGGAAGUGGGCGAUCCCCUCGGCUCUCCUCCUCCUCCUCCUCCUCUCCACCAUCCCCGAUCAAGGGCGCAAGCUCCACGCGAAUGCGGAGGAGAGCGGCGACUCCGACGAGCUCGCGGACCCCCCCAAGGUCGAGGAGAAGCUCGGAGCCGUCCCCAGUGGCUUGUCCACCGAUUCCGAUGUCGCCAACAGGGAGGCCGAAUCGAUCUCGAGGAAGACUCUUCGGAGUAAUGCUGAGAAGUUUGAGUUCCAAGCUGAGGUUUCCCGUUUGAUGGAUAUAAUCAUCAACUCGCUCUACAGUAACAAGGAUAUCUUCUUGAGGGAACUCAUCUCCAAUGCAUCAGACGCAUUAGAUAAGAUCAGGUUCUUGUCCCUUACUAAUAAGGAGAUCCUAGGUGAAGGUGACAACACAAAGCUUGAAAUCCUGAUUAAGUUGGAUAAGGAGAAGAAGAUCCUUUCCAUUCGUGACCGAGGUAUUGGUAUGACAAAAGAAGAUCUCAUUAAGAACUUGGGGACCAUUGCCAAAUCUGGAACUUCAGCAUUUGUGGAAAAGAUGCAGACAGGGGGUGACCUCAAUCUCAUCGGGCAGUUUGGUGUUGGGUUCUACUCAGUUUACUUGGUCGCUGACUAUGUUGAAGUUCUUAGCAAGCACAAUGAUGACAUACAGUAUGUAUGGGAGUCUAAGGCUGAUGGGUCUUUUGCCAUAUCUGAGGAUACUUGGAAUGAGCCCCUAGGACGUGGAACUGAAAUAAGACUGCAUCUUAGAGAUGAAGCCAAGGAGUAUUUGGAAGAAGACAAACUGAAGGAACUGGUCAAGAAGUAUUCUCAAUUCAUCAACUUUCCCAUUUAUUUAUGGGCUAGCAAAGAGGUGGAUGUAGAAGUGCUGUCUGAUGAAGAUGAAUCUACUGAAUCCAGCGAGGAAGAGGAAUCAUCGGAAACCACCUCUUCAGAAGAUGAAGAAACCGAAGAGGAAGGUGCUGACAAGAAGCCCAAAACUAAAACUGUGAAGGAAACAACUUAUGAAUGGGAAGUUCUGAAUGAUAUGAAGGCUAUAUGGCUCCGUAAUCCUAAGGAGGUCACUGAUGAAGAAUACUCCAAAUUCUAUCACACUCUAGCUAAGGAUUUCGGUGAUGAAAAACCUCUAGCUUGGAGCCACUUUACAGCUGAAGGUGAUGUAGAGUUCAAAGCUCUUCUCUUUGUGCCUCCAAAGGCUCCUCAUGAUCUUUAUGAGAGCUAUUACAACUCCAACAAGUCCAACUUGAAGCUGUAUGUCAGAAGAGUCUUCAUUUCCGACGAAUUUGAUGAGCUUCUUCCCAAGUACCUUAGCUUUUUGAAGGGUCUUGUUGAUUCAGACACAUUACCGCUCAAUGUGUCACGUGAAAUGCUUCAACAACACAGCAGUCUUAAGACCAUUAAGAAGAAAUUAAUCCGUAAGGCUCUUGACAUGAUUAGGAAGAUUGCAGAUGAAGAUCCUGAUGAAUUUAGCAACAAAGAUAAGACAGAUGAUGAGAAAUCUAGUGAAAAUGAUGAGAAAAAGGGACAAUACGCUAAGUUCUGGAAUGAAUUUGGUAAAUCCAUCAAGCUUGGCAUUAUUGAGGAUGCAACUAACAGGAAUCGUCUUGCUAAGCUCCUUAGAUUUGAGAGCACGAAGUCUGAAGGUAAACUUGCCUCGCUUGACGAGUACAUCUCAAGAAUGAAGCCAGCACAAAAGGAUAUAUUCUACAUCACGGGUACAAGCAAGGAACAGUUGGAGAAAUCUCCAUUCCUUGAGAGGCUCACCAAGAAGAAUUAUGAGGUUAUUUUCUUCACCGACCCUGUGGACGAAUACCUGAUGCAAUACUUGAUGGACUAUGAGGACAAGAAGUUCCAGAACGUGUCCAAGGAGGGUCUCAAACUUGGCAAGGACUCGAAGCUGAAGGACCUCAAGGAGUCCUUCAAGGAGCUGACUGACUGGUGGAAGAAUGCUCUUUCAAGUGAGAAUGUUGACUCUGUAAAGAUAAGCAACCGCUUGGACAACACUCCCUGUGUGGUUGUCACGUCCAAGUAUGGGUGGAGUGCAAACAUGGAGAAGAUCAUGCAGUUGCAGACCCUCUCUGAUGCUAGUAAGCAGGCGUACAUGCGCGGCAAGAGGGUUCUUGAGAUUAAUCCUAGGCACCCAAUCAUCAAGGAGCUUCGUGAUAAAGUCGCGAAGGACUCUGAGGAUGAAAGUGUGAAGCAGACAGCGCGGCUCAUAUACCAAACAGCCCUGAUGGAGAGCGGUUUCACGCUCAAUGAUCCCAAAGAGUUCGCCUCGAGCAUCUACAAGUCUGUGCAGAAGAGCCUCGACAUCAGCCCUGACGCAACCAUUGAGGAGGAAGACGACACAGAGGAAGCCGAGGCCGAAGAGAAGGACACAGCCACAAAGGGGACCGAUGCCGAUUCUACAAACGAGGAGGCUGAAUAUUCUUCUGAAAAGGACGAAUUGUAGACUCUUUAAAUCGUGCUUUUGAUGGUUCGAACCCUUACGUUUUUUUCCAUAGGUUUUGAUAUAACCUUAUCAGGAAACUAAACCCAGAAAAUGACCAAGUUGAGUGCUAUCCAAAUUCUUAUGCAUUAAGCGCAUAAUCGAAUAGGUUUUUGAGGUGUAUUGUAGUUAGUUUGAUCAAACGAAAGUACUGUUUGGAAAAAGCUUCAUGCUGGUUCGCAGCAUGAGUUGGGUUUAAUUAAUGAUUAGACCAUCUUUGAGAUUUAAGCUUCUGAUGAAUGAAUGUUUUUUUUCUCUUUUUUU